Molecule: messenger RNA, 315 nt
Organism: Malassezia pachydermatis
Lineage: Eukaryota; Fungi; Basidiomycota; Malasseziomycetes; Malasseziales; Malasseziaceae
Exons: 2
Coding region: 1-315 (104 amino acids)
Source: RefSeq, a predicted model, not a curated record
AUGGAACAUAUGAUGGACUCGGUCGGGAAAGAGUGCCAAUUCGAGUUGGCCUCUUUCCAGCGGUGCAUUCUUGCGAACAAUGGCAAUCAAAUGGCCUGCAAAAAGACGCAGCAAGAGUUGGCAAAUUGCGCCGCGAAUGCCGUACCGAUGCUCCAGACGAUCAAGCAGACAUGUGGCUCACUCAUUCAAGAGUACGACCAGUGCCUGUUCCAGUUCAAAGAUGCAUCGCAGGAUGUGCUAGCGGAAAAGUGUACACCUAGGCUGCAAGCCCUCUCCCUCUGCGCCAAUGCCGUGAAGGCGCAGACCGAAAAGUAA